Xylaria bambusicola is the source of this 1489-nucleotide messenger RNA. RefSeq lists its product as uncharacterized. The coding region runs from base 164 to 1063 and encodes 299 amino acids. Gene Ontology annotation, cellular component: mitochondrion. Lineage: Eukaryota; Fungi; Ascomycota; Sordariomycetes; Xylariales; Xylariaceae. The record is from RefSeq and is a predicted model, not a curated record. The transcript has a single exon.
GGCUUUUCUAUGCUACCUAGUCAUACUAGAUCUAGUCUACGUCGGAGCCGAUACAGAAUUUCAAUAUCCAGACAGCAAAACAAGAGCUCAAUCGCUAGUAAUUGAAAUCGACAUUUCGCCUAAGCGCCAGGGACGCCACAGCGUCGUCGUAGCUUGCAGCGCAAUGCCAGUCCUCGAUGCGCUCUGGCAGCGGCAAGCAGCAGCCAUCCUCAAGCGCACAACAGCGCGCACGCCACGACCUUCUAUCCACCGCUUCAAACCUCAAGCGAAAAUACGCAGUCAUAUACGUUUCCAAUCGACCAAUCCAAAACCCCCUUCCUCCUCCACCGCCCCAAACCCCUCACAACCAACAGCGCAGACGAACCGCAUAUCGCAAAUCCUGACACGCGCCUCCCGCUUCCUCCCAAAGCGUCUCCAGACAUCUCUGCACAACCUGCGCUCUGCGCCCCUCUCGCACGUCGGCGCCUUCCUCGUGCUUCACGAGAUAACCGCCAUCCUCCCCAUCUUUGGUCUCACGUACGCCUUCCACGCUCUGGACUGGGUGCCCACGAGCUGGGUGCUCGGGCCCUUUGCCGCAUGGGCCGAGGACGGAUUGAAGAAGUACGUGCCUUAUUUCCGGAGGAAGAAUUGGUUUGGGCUGGGAGGCGAGGAUAAGCACGGGAGUGCGGAUGGGGAGGAGGUGCUGGAGAGCGAGUUGAGGGAGGAGGUGGAGAGGGAAAAGGAGCGCGAAAGCCGCGAGGGGAAAGGGGGUUGGUUUGGGAGAUUCUCUAGGCGAGAAGAUGAAAAUACCCCGGUUGGCAAUUCUGCGUCUAGUGCUUCGAGCGAAAGAGUUACCAGCGGGGGAGAGAGCAAUACAGCGGCGGCCGUGUGGCGGAAGGUAAAGCACGCUGCUACGGUCGAUAAUACUGAAAAGGGCUACAAGAUUGGUAUUCAGAUUGCAGCCGCCUAUACCAUUACCAAAAUAUUGCUGGUGCCGCGCGUAGCGCUCAGCUUAUGGUUGACGCCUUGGCUUGCAAGAAGUCUUAUUGGACUACGACAAGCGAUACGAAGAAAACGAAGCUGAAUAGGAUAUAGGGACUUCACAUUGCAUUCUAUUGCGAACACCAUCUCACGCGGUUUUCUAAGAGUGGAUGAAGGGAUAUGAACUCCUCUUGUAUUUGUUUUGUUUUUGCCGUAUUCGCACGUUCUGUCGGGCUUAGACAAUGCCUAGUAGAGUUACUACAGCACUUGUUGCUCUCUGACGUAUGUGCGCAAAUUUUGCUGCUGAGAGCACUUAAGGCUUCUCGUAGAUCCAGCUAGCCUGGGCGCUCUUCCAGCUCUGGAGCUCGCCCUCCUUGAACCAGAGAGCAAUCUCCUUUUGGGCGCUCUCGACGCUGUCGGAGCCGUGGCAGACGUUACGUCCGACAUCGAUGGCGAAAUCACCACGGAUGGUGCCAGGAAGGGAGGCGAGGGGGUUGGUGGCACCAAGGAGGGCUAUUUGGAUGUUAGC